This is a messenger RNA of Colletotrichum navitas, 864 nucleotides long. RefSeq lists its product as uncharacterized. The record is from RefSeq and is a predicted model, not a curated record. Lineage: Eukaryota; Fungi; Ascomycota; Sordariomycetes; Glomerellales; Glomerellaceae. The transcript has 2 exons. The coding region runs from base 1 to 864 and encodes 287 amino acids.
AUGGAUACUGGCCGGCCAACUUCCAUCGCUGUAUUGACAUGUUGCGAUUCCUUUGAAAUUAUCAUCAUCAUCAUCAUCAUCACCAUCAUCAUCACCAUCAUCAUCACCAUCAUCAUCAUCAUCAUCAUCAUCAUCAUCAUCACCACCAUUAUCACCAUUGUCAUCGUUAUGGCUUCUAACAACACCUCUACUAAAGAAGCUCCUACUCUCACAGUGGAAGUAGACGACAGGGUUGCCAGCUACAUCGCUCAAAAGGACAACCCGACGCCCUCUGAAGCCGCAGUACUGGCUGUCCACCAGUCGAAUAUGGCCGCCGCCGCCGCCGCCGCCGCCACUACCACCACCACCACUGCCAGACCGGGAGAGGCUAACGCCAGAGGCCCCGGCUCCGGCCCCGGCGCCUGGCCCUCAAGCACUAGCGACGUCGCGUCUCGGCUUGCGAGUUCCGGCUUCACCGACUUAGGGACUGACACCCGCUGGUCGACUUUGGAGCCUGCAGUACGUGAUAGGUUGGAGAGGAAUAUGCUGCUUUUUGAAGACCAGUGGCGUGAAAAUCCAUUCAGAUUUGGGCACCAGCAGGAGAAGGAGGACCUCCAGAGUUUCCAUCGUCCUCUGCACCGUCACUAUGAACAACAACAACAACAAAACCAACAGCAGCAGUAUACUGCACAGGACAAUCAGUUUGGGCUGCCUCCGCCUUUCUCCAUCCAACCUCAAGGACAGCAUCGGCAUCGGCAGACGGCGGCGGCGACAUUGCGGACACGUCAAGGCGAUCAAACCAACGGAGCCUCGUGUUCCACCACCCAGGCGAGGGUCAAGGAGCUUCCGGCCUCUCAGCGCAAGCAUCUCUUGGCUGCCGUCUAG